Messenger RNA from Lampris incognitus (smalleye Pacific opah), 1992 nucleotides. Its product is annotated as neuronal acetylcholine receptor subunit alpha-2-like. Gene Ontology annotation, biological process: chemical synaptic transmission; monoatomic ion transmembrane transport; regulation of membrane potential. Gene Ontology annotation, cellular component: neuron projection; postsynaptic membrane; synapse. NCBI's taxonomy places the organism in Eukaryota, Metazoa, Chordata, Actinopteri, Lampriformes, Lampridae. The transcript has 6 exons. The record is from RefSeq and is a predicted model, not a curated record. Bases 1 to 1992 code for a protein of 663 amino acids. Gene Ontology annotation, molecular function: acetylcholine-gated monoatomic cation-selective channel activity; transmembrane signaling receptor activity.
AUGGUCCCGUCCCAUAAAGCUGGCAUGGUGCGGCUCAAGGAUGACUGGCGCAAUCCUGACCGGUCUGCUAGUUCUCUGUGGAACGCCCCUGUUGCCAAGAAACCCAGUGUGGUCAAGACUUUCUGUUCCCAGGGUGGAGCUCGAGCCCAUGCUGAAGAGAGGCUGCUCAAGAACCUUUUCGCCCACUACAAUAAGCUGUCUCGGCCGGUGCAAAACACCUCAGACGUGGUGCUCGUCCACUUCGGCUUGUCCAUCGCCCAACUUAUCGACGUGGAUGAGAAGAACCAGAUGAUGACUACAAACGUCUGGGUGAAACAAGAAUGGAAUGACUACAAACUGCGAUGGAACCCAGAGGAGUAUGAUAAUGUCACCUCCAUCCGCAUUCCCUCGGAGAUCAUCUGGAGACCUGACAUAGUCCUCUACAACAAUGCUGAUGGUGACUUUGCAGUAACUCACCUGACCAAGGCCCACCUGUUCCAUGAUGGUCGGAUCAAGUGGAUGCCUCCCGCCAUUUACAAGUCCUCCUGCAGCAUUGAUGUCACCUUCUUCCCUUUCGAUCAGCAAAACUGCAAGAUGAAGUUUGGCUCCUGGACCUACGACAGGGCCAAGAUUGAUUUGAUCAGUAUGGCCAGCCAUGUGGACCAGAUGGACUACUGGGAAAGUGGCGAGUGGGUUAUAAUCAAUGCAGUGGGCAAGUACAACACAAAGAAGUACGAGUGCUGCACUGAGAUCUAUCCGGACAUCACAUACUACUUCAUCAUCCGGAGGCUCCCUUUGUUCUACACCAUAAACCUCAUCAUCCCCUGUCUGUUAAUCUCCUGUCUGACUGUGCUGGUGUUCUAUUUGCCAUCACAAUGCGGGGAGAAGAUCACCCUCUGUAUCUCUGUAUUACUCUCCCUGACAGUGUUCCUGCUUCUGAUCACAGAGAUCAUACCAUCUACAUCGCUGGUGAUACCGCUCAUUGGUGAAUACCUCCUCUUUACUAUGAUCUUCGUCACACUCUCCAUUAUAAUCACCGUCUUUGUGCUGAAUGUACAUCACCGAUCGCCACAAACCCAUGGGAUGCCACAUUGGGUGCGGAGGGUAUUCCUGGACUGGGUGCCUCGGGUCCUCUUUAUGAAGCGCCCUCCAGGUACGGCGAAGCAAAACUGUAAAAAGCUUAUUGAGAUGAUGCACUGCCCAACAGCCAUAUCUGCAACGGACAGUUCAAAGGUGUUUUGGGCAGGGUUAGAGACAGGGUUGGGACAGGCAGGCCAGCGAGGGGAUGAACCCCCGACCAACCAAUCUGACAGCCCUAGCAUGCUUGUCUUCUCCCCUUCUCCAUCCUCCUCACUCCUGAGCCUUAACCGGAAGGAGCAUCUGCUAAAAGGGAAGCUCUGCUACCGUUCCUCCUCCAGUCAAAAUUCAUUUCUUCCAGUCCCAGAGCAGGUGUUACACUUUGGACACAACAUCUCAGCCUCAUCUUCUUCCCCGUCAUCCACCUCACCCCCUGCCCUACCACUGGGCCCCCUUCGCAUCCUUCCCAGGAAAGAACCUCAAAUACUGACCCUUAAUGGUCGCUCAGUCAGUGUAGAGCUGAUGAACAACCACCGAGAGGAGAUCCCUGAGAGAACUGGACAUCGCUGUCGGUCCAACAGCUUCCAGUAUUGUUGCCUCCAUGAUGAAGCUACUGAGGCCAAAGCGGUGGCAGGGAAGCUAAAGAAACCUGCAGACGACCUUUCAGAGACUUCCGCUAAAGAUCUGGACAAAGAACCAAGUAGCCAGCUGGACACCACAGGGCCAGCUAUUUCCCCGGCUAUACGACGGGCCAUAGAAGGAGUCCAGUACAUUGCCGAUCAUCUCAGGGCAGAGGAUGCCGACUUUUCAGUGAAGGAGGACUGGAAGUACGUGGCCAUGGUCAUCGACAGGAUAUUCCUCUGGAUGUUUAUACUCGUGUGUAUACUGGGGUCAGUGGGGCUUUUCCUCCCGCCCUGGCUGGCUGGAAUGAUAUAA